AUGGCUCAAAUGAUGCAAGGCAUGCAGGGACAACAACCUCCUACUCAAGCUCCCGUUCCUCAAGCUGCAGCUGGACCAGACUUUCGUGCCUUCUUCAGGAUGGAUCCUCCAGAGUUCGUUGGUGGACUUGACUCACUUUUGGCUCAUGAUUGGUUAGCUGGUAUGGAGAGGGUGUUUCAAGCUAUUCAAUGUACUGAAGAAGAGAAGGUGAUUUUUGCUACUCAGAAGAUGAAGGGACCAGCUCUUAGGUGGUGGAACACUUCAUCUACUUAUUUCACCACUCAAGAGAUUCCUAAGGAUUGGCAACACUUCAAAGUGGCAUUCUUGGAGAAGUAUUUCCCUAAUAGUGUGAGGACUCAGAAGGAGCGAGAAUUUCAGAACUUCAAACAAGGUGACCUGUCUGUUUCAGAAUAUGCAGAGAAGUUCGAGGACUUGGCAGACUACUCCAGACAGGUUGUUUAUGCUCCAGAUGAACUAUGGAAGAUCGAUCAGUUUAUGAUGGGUUUGAGGGCCGACAUUGCCCAUAGCGUUUCCCAAAGAGAGUUCACCACUUAUGCUGAAUGUCUAAGACAAUGCUAUGUUGCUGAAAACAGUUUAAAGAGGGUUCAGGAAGAGAGGAACCAGAACAGGGCUAAUUUCAGAGAGCAAGGGAGAUCUACUCAAAACUUGAGGCCCCGUAAUCCUCCACCAAAGAUGAAGCAAAGCCAUGGUGACCGUUUCCCCCGACCACCCUUUUGUGAUAAGUGUAGGAGGAAGCACACUGGAAAUUGUGAAGUUUAUCCUGUCAGAUGUUUUGAGUGUGGCGAGCAAGGUCACGUGAUGAGGAAUUUCCCGAAGAAGGGAGCUCCAGGAAAGACUGCAGGUCGUGUUUACACUUUGGAUUCAAGGAAGGCCAAGGGAAACAACAAUCUUAAUGCGGGGUUAGCAACUUGA
Molecule: messenger RNA, 933 nt
Organism: Vicia villosa (hairy vetch)
Lineage: Eukaryota; Viridiplantae; Streptophyta; Magnoliopsida; Fabales; Fabaceae
Exons: 2
Coding region: 1-933 (310 amino acids)
Source: RefSeq, a predicted model, not a curated record